Molecule: messenger RNA, 831 nt
Organism: Epinephelus lanceolatus (giant grouper)
Lineage: Eukaryota; Metazoa; Chordata; Actinopteri; Perciformes; Serranidae
Source: RefSeq, a predicted model, not a curated record
AUGGCUCUGCAUUAUUAUGCAUGUGGUUCCUUCUUUGAGGUGAUUGGGGAUGGACUGGGGGUGACAAAAGCAACAGUGGGCCAUGUGGUUCAUUCGGUGUCAUCUGCCCUUACCGGUCUUCUGGGUCAAUAUGUGAAAUGGCCUGAAAAUGAAGAGGAGAUAGCAAGAACCAAGAGGAAGUUUCUCUCAUUGGGGGGGAUGCCAAACACUAUUGGUGUGAUUGACUGCACCCAUGUGCAUAUUCAGGCACCACAUACCAGGGAAUGGGAGUAUGUGAACAGGAAGGGCCGGCACAGCAUUAACGUCCAGCUUGUGGGGAAUGCUGACCUCGUUAUCACAAACUGUGUUGUGAGAUGGCCUGGGUCUGUACAUGAUGCCCGUAUUUUGAGGGAGAGCCACCUCUACCAGAAGCUCCAACAGACUGCCCCAGAUGGCAUCCUCUUGGGUGACAGCGGUUACCCCCUUCUACCCUGGCUGUUGACCCCUUUUGCUACCGUCACCAAUGACUCCCAGCAGAGGUACAACAACAUCCAUGCCACAACAAGAGGGACAAUUGAGCGCCUGGAUGGCGUGAUAAAACGCAGAUUUGCCUGCCUGAACUAUCUCCAUGUGGAGCCACAGAAAGCCUGUCACAUCAUAUGUGCCUGCAUUGUCCUACAUAACCUAGUACAAACAAGGAGAGUGCCACUACAGGAACCUCUCAUCGAUGGACCUCCUCCCUGCGCAGAAGGCCUUGACCUGCCACCACCACCACUGCAGCCUGAUGGUCCUGCUGGAAGANCUACAGGAACCUCUCAUCGAUGGACCUCCUCCCUGCGCAGAAGGCCUUGA